AACGUUAAUAAGAGUGAUACUAAACUGUCUUUGUCAAUGUCAUUUGAUAAAGAUUAAACGAUUUAUCAUUUUAAAUUAAUGUUAAUUAAUACAAAUCAAACCCUCUUAGAUCAUUGUAAUGUGUUUUAUUUGUUUGUGUUAACAAAACAGCAACAACUUCAGCAACAAACCUAGCUAGAAAAAUAACAUGUGAUUUAUUUAAAAGACGAGAAAUUCUUGACCAAUCAUACGUGGCAAUGAUUCACGUAUUGAUAUAUUAAAAUGUAAGUCUGCAGUUUCGAUACUGCCUUUACUCUUCCUUCGACUUCGACGAUGAUGUUUUUUUUGACGCUCUCAGUCAAAUCAGGAAACUGUUGCGCUCCAGAUCACAGCGCUUUCUCAGAAAUUCAUUUUAGUUUUUGCUUGACUGGAGACAUUUAAUAAACAGUAAUUUUCAAAUGGCUUUGCGAAAACCCUUCAUUACAGUCCGCGAGCAAAGUUCAUGUGCGGUAAGAAUCUUUGCUGGUUCAUUACGAUACAGAUAUUCAGAAAACAUGUAAAGAAAGGUGUGUAUCCAGUCAUAUCUCUCUAUAUUUAUGUUUUCUUUCCGUGCUUCGAUUCACUAUAGCUGCUGUACAAGCUGAUAUUGUUAAAGACAAUUUACAGACUAAAGAUGUACAACAGCAGCAACUCAGUGAAAACAACAACAAUGACGACGACGAAGAAGAAGAAGGUAUUCAUGAAUCUCAAAUAAAUCAUCAACAACAAAUACAACAAAAUCAAGAUAAUGAUGAAGAUGACAGCAGCAGCAGCUCAGAGGAGAGGGAGGAGAACAACGAGUUAACACAAACAAAAUAUACAAAUCAACCAGAAAGUGGUGAUAAAGUCAAGCAAAGAUUAGAUCCUGUAUUUCAUGAUGUUUUAUCCAAAAUAAUCGAGGAUCUGGCAGACCCUGAACUUCUUCGUAGAAGUUUACGUGGGCUGACUCAGAAUUCGAAUGAGUCUCCGAAUUCCGCGAUAUGGCCUAUUUUGUCUAAAUCAAAAAAUCAUAGCUUUAUUAGUGUUAGGGGUGCAGCAGCUGAGGCAGUUAUCAUUUUCAAUCGUGGUCCUGUUGAUCUGUUACCAUUUUUCGAUACAUUAGGAUUAAGUGUCAAUUAUUCAUUAUUGGACAGUUCAUUAGCAAAAGAUUCAAAACGUCUUGCUAAGGUCAAGUCUGUAGUAGCAAAACGAGAGACAGUAAUUGAACGGAAAAAACAAGCUCGUUCAAAAUCACUGACAGUUGAACAUGAUAUUUCUUAA
Messenger RNA from Didymodactylos carnosus, 1278 nucleotides. The record is from the annotation of a GenBank genome assembly. NCBI's taxonomy places the organism in Eukaryota, Metazoa, Rotifera, Eurotatoria, Philodinida, Philodinidae.